This is a messenger RNA of Chiloscyllium plagiosum (whitespotted bambooshark), 2292 nucleotides long. The record is from RefSeq and is a predicted model, not a curated record. NCBI's taxonomy places the organism in Eukaryota, Metazoa, Chordata, Chondrichthyes, Orectolobiformes, Hemiscylliidae.
AUAAUUUGCUUCUUGAUUUCAGGUAAUCCAAGAGGAAGGAGGAAACCCUGAUGAAAUUUUAAUCAGCCCAGAGACUCCAAACAGCAGAACAUCAAAGAAGAUUGGUAAAGGAUACCGAGCUGAGGAUUGUGAAAUCGAGGAAUGUUCAGAGGAGGAUCUUGGUGGAAAGCAGGAGGAUAUUGAGGCAUUUGCUGACCAGAUACGGGAUGCUGAAGAAAUGAAUGUGCCUGAAUCAAAACAUGCUGACCGUACGGGUGCAGGUGGUGAUGUGGACAAGGCCCUCAAGCAAAUUCCAGGAACGACUUCACUUCAGAAAGAACCUAAAGCUAUACUAGAACAAUCAGAAAAGGAGAAAGUAGCUGAGAAUUCGGGGGAAGCUUGUAGUUCAGUUCCCACAGAGGAGAAACCCCCUGAAGAUCCACAGCUAUUGAUGCAAUAUAUGAUUGAUAUGGAUGCCUAUCAGAAAGAAGAGGAAAAUGCAACCCUAACCAGGGGUCAAGUGGAGGACAAUACGUUGGACGUAGAUAGUACAAUGCAUGUGGAAGGACCCAAGAUGGAUGACUAUAAACAACCUACCAAGGAAAUGUUGGACACGGAGAAGAUGGAUGCAACUGAAAGCUUGAGCAAGAUGGAAAGUUCCCAGCAGGAGCAUGAGACUGGACAGUCGGAGGCUGAGCAUCUUGUGAAAGAACCACAACCUGGACCUGCGGAAUGCAAAGACAGUGCAGUGCAACCAGAAGAUGAAGGUUCUGACAAAGCAGCUAAGAAUGAACCUUCGAUUGUAGAGGGCAGUGAUCAGAAGAGCUCUGAGGAUGCAAACGAUUCUAAGAAAGUGACAAAUCAAGAGAAAGGAAGAGCUUUGGAUAUACCAAAGAACAUUUGGGUGAGUGGCCUGUCCUCCAUAACCAGAGCAACUGACUUGAAGAACCUCUUCAGUAAAUAUGGCAAGGUGAUUUGUGCCAAAGUAGUAACUGACGCUCGUAAUCCUGGUGCACGUUGCUAUGGAUUCAUAACCAUGUUGACACCAGAAGAGGCAACAAGAAGCAUCGAUGCCCUGAAUCAGACUGAACUAAAUGGACAAACCAUCACUGUAGAACUGGCCAAAAGUGAACCUGGCUGUAAGAAGCGUACAGAGCAAAAGGUGGGAAGUGUGAAGAAAGUCUCCAAACAAAGUUCCAACCGAAGAAGUGGGAGCGAUGGAGAUCAAUCAAGAGAUAAGUCAUCUAUCAAUGGCAAAAACGAUGAUCGAAAAGACAGCCAAGGAGAUUCCAAAAUACAGGACGACGAUAGAAGAAAAGACAGGAGAGAAAGGAAUUCUAGUAGACAAAGAUCACACUCAAGAAGUCGAAGCUCAGCGAGAAGGAGAGACCGAGAAAGGAGGAGGACAAGGUCGAGGAGUCAACAUAGACGAUCUCGCAGCAGAGAUGGAGGAAGGGAUUACAUAUCCUUUGAUAAAAUGAUUGCACUAAGAGAACGAGAUCGCCAUUGGGACUAUAAGAGGGAUGACUGGGAAGUUGAGAGGCACAGUGGAGGACGUGAGGUGUCCAUGCGGGAAAGCCGACGGGAGCGGGAAGGGAGAGAAAUGCUGGCAAGGGAACGAGUCCGACUGCAGAUUGAGAGGAUGCGUCUUGAAAGAGAGAGACUGGAACGAGAGGCACUGGAAAGAGAAAGGCUGUUCAUUGAAGGGGAGAGGAGGCGAGAACAAGAACGAAUACGUCGCGAGAAGGAAGAGCUGUGCCGUGAGAUACGCUAUGAACAGAGUCUGAAAAGGCGUUACGAUGAUAGCCCCUUGAACAGAGAUUGGAACACCGAUCGGAGCCGGAAGAUGAGUGGAUUUCAGGAUCGAUCCUGGCAAGGAAGCGUUGAUAGUGGACUGAUGUCAAGAGAUCAUUGGCAAAGUGGCGAUCGGGGCAUGUCUGGCCCAUCUGGGACAAGUUACAAUAUGCAGAGAGGAGGAAUGCAAAAUCAAGGAAACUACAUGCAAGGAGGUUACCAGCAAGGCUCUAUGGCAUUUGAUAACCGCUCAAGCCAGAUGAUGUCAGGAGUAAACGUGUCAGGGGGAACUGCUUCUGGAGGUUACCAGCGUCCCUACUAAACUGUUUCACUAUCUUCAUAUGAAGGAAAUAUUUUUAAUAUGUUUUCAGAUUCUGUAGUCACCUUUUUGUUUGCGUUGAAGUAUUUAAACUGAAUGUUUGAAUGUGACUAGCUCUCAUUUUGUAAUUAAUUUUCUCAAAUGUGCUUGUCUUGACAAAGAAUCAAUAAAACUUGUCCUUUUUGUCUUUUUCUACCCUA